UCGUCUGAGGGUCCAUAUUUCUUGCCCAAAACUAUUCGAUUGAUCAUCACCAUAUUUGGAUCACCACACGACCAUUUCCCACAUUCCUUUUCCGUUAAAUUAAGCAACUUUUACCUUUUCUCUCUCUCUUCAAUCGAACAAUAUUUUCCCCCAAAACACACCCCAAUUCUUCUGUCCUUUAUUCCCCUUCACUGGAUUGCCAUCUUCGGAAGAAAUUCGUAAUGAUUUUUUUAAGUUAGUCAAGGGUUCUUUGGUAUAACCCAUCAUUACUUGCUGGGUUCCUUUUUUGAUCCUGAGAGAUUUUGAGGCAACAUGGGUGAUACUGAUGAUAAAGACGACAAGCACGCUGAAUCGCAUGACACCCCGCCAUCUGGAUCCGUAGUUCAUGAUGAUGCAUCCGAAUCCUCUUGUUAUGCAACUGAUGAAGAAGAUACCCAAAUACAUUUGGGCCCGAAAAUUAGCAUCAAAGAGCAUCUUGAGAAGGACAAGGAUGAUGAGAGCUUGAGGAGGUGGAAGGAGCAGCUGCUUGGAAGUGUUGAUGUCAGUCAAGAAGUUGAAGAACCAGAUGUGAAGAUACUGAGCCUUAGCAUCGUCUCUCCUGGUAGACCUGACAUCGUUCUUGAAAUCCCCGAGUCUGGGAACCCGAAAGGCCUUUGGUUUACCCUAAAAGAAGGUAGCAAAUACAGUUUGAAAUUCUCCAUCAAGGUCAGCAACGAUAUCGUUUGUGGGCUAAAGUACACCAACACUGUCUGGAAAACCGGCAUCAAGGUCGACAGCUCAAAAGAGAUGCUCGGAACCUUCAGCCCUCAAGCCGAGCCUUACACACAUGUAAUGCCUGAAGAGGUUACUCCUUCGGGUAUGUUUGCUAGAGGAAAUUAUUCUGCAAAAACCAAGUUUCUUGAUGAUGACAACAAAUGUUACUUGGAGCUCAACUACACUUUCGACAUCCAGAAAGACUGGGCCAAGUAGAUCGUGAACGUUCUAUGGCCAUAACGGAAAUUGGUAUUUUUCAUGGGUAUUCGUUCUUUAGGGAUUUUUUUCGUUAGUGUGAAUGUUUGCAGUCGCUCGUUUUUCCAUUGUCUUUUGUGGCGAUUGUCGUGCCAAGAAACCGACUAUAUGCUGUUAGAUUAUGCAUAUAAACGGCACCUUUUUUUUUCGUUCCUUUUGAUUUCUGCAAGAUAUGUAGUUGUUUUUCCGAAUCUUGGUUUUGUUUGAUGACGGUAAUCUAAUACAUUUAAGUUUGUCUUUGACAUC
Molecule: messenger RNA, 1254 nt
Organism: Cynara cardunculus var. scolymus (artichoke)
Lineage: Eukaryota; Viridiplantae; Streptophyta; Magnoliopsida; Asterales; Asteraceae
Product: rho GDP-dissociation inhibitor 1-like
Exons: 6
Coding region: 313-969 (218 amino acids)
Biological process (GO): Rho protein signal transduction
Cellular component (GO): cytoplasm; membrane; cytosol
Molecular function (GO): protein binding; Rho GDP-dissociation inhibitor activity
Source: RefSeq, a predicted model, not a curated record